AGAGGAAGUUUGUGCGGGCGCUAGGAGAGAAAAGUUUACACGGAGCUGCUGCGCUUGGAGCGAGAAUAAUAGCACAACAGCCAACGGGGACCGAGCGGACCCGAGUGUGAAGGACGCGCGUGGAUGCGUGUUGCCGCGUUGGAGAGGCGUGCAGUGGAUUUGUUUGCCCGUGUGAUCGUCUCUCCGCCGCUCCUCCUCGCCGUGAAAUGGGGAAGGAGCAGGAACUGCUGGAGGCGGCGCGCACCGGGAAUCUGGCCGCCGUUGAGAAGCUCCUGUCCGGUAAGAGACAAUCGGCGGGAUCGGGCGCUGCGGGUGGUGGCGGAUCGUCCGGGAAUGUCGGGAGCGGAGGGCACAGCUCUUCCCACGCACUCUCCAGUCUGCUCAGUAUCUGGAGGGGACCAAAUGUGAACUGUGUGGACAGCACUGGAUACACACCUUUACACCACGCUGCUUUAAAUGGACACAGUGCGGUGGUAGAGGUGUUGCUACGAAAUGAGGCUCUGACAAACAUUGCUGAUAACAAGGGCUGUUAUCCUCUUCACCUGGCGGCGUGGAAGGGUGACCAGCGCAUCGUCAAACUACUCAUCCAUCAGGGUCCAUCUCACCCCAAACUCAAUGAACAGAGUUCUCUAAACUACAAAGUGUUCAAACGCUGUGGCCCAUUUGACCCCUAUAUUAAUGCCAAGAAUAAUGACAACGAGACGCCGUUACACUGCGCGGCUCAGUACGGUCACUCUGAAGUGGUGCAGUUACUACUGGAGGAGUUGACCGAUCCCACCAUGCGCAACAACAAGUUUGAGACGCCGCUUGAUCUGGCCGCACUCUACGGCAGGCUGGAGGUGGUCAAACUUCUGCUGAGUGCUCACCCUAACCUGCUCAGCUCCAACACCAAGAAACACACUCCUCUCCACCUGGCCUCUCGAAACGGACACCUGCCCGUGGUGGAGGUGCUGUUGGCUGCCGGUGUGGAUAUCAACUACCAGACAGAAAAAGGCAGUGCCCUACAUGAAGCAGCUCUUUUUGGAAAGACAGAAGUGGUACAAAAACUACUCAAUGCAGGUAUUGAUGUGAAUAUCGUGGAUAGUAAGAAUCUAACAGCGCUGGACACUGUUAGAGAUAUGCCCUCUCAAAAGAGCCGACAGAUAGCCGCACUUGUACAAGCUCAUAUGAGUGGCUGUCAGUCAGACAUGAGCCUCCCACCUCCACCAGUGCCUCCACCUCAAGACAACCUGAGCCCCAAGAGAAAAGGAGAAAUUGAGCAGCAGGUGAGUGAGUUGAUUUCUGGUUUGUCUCCGGCCCCUGUGGAAGAGAGUCCGUAUGAAGCUCUGUUUGAAGCCUCAUCGUGUCACUCACUGGACAGUCUCGCUAGUGGAAAAUCAUCAGACAGAGACUCCGGACGACCGGACAGCGAAGCUGGGAAGAAAGAGCGGCAUCCUCCUCAGAGUCAGUCUGCUCAUGCGCAGGAAGAGGAGCUCAGCUCUGAGGUGGUUUACACCAACAACAGUGUGGAUGAACGUGUCGAGCCGCUGGUGGAGGAGGAUAACCCAUAUGAACUGUUACUCACCGCACAGACCAAGAUCCCCAACACCACACACAACAAAACAGAUGAGAAAGCUUCAGCCAAGUCUUCCAACAGUGUUCUACCUCAGCGGAAGACCACCGCACACAUUGACCUACGACCUCCAGUGUCCAACACAAACACACUGCAGCCACCUGCACCUACAUUUAGCAAAGGCCAGACAUCUGGAGAGAGCUCAUCGCACAGUCAAGAUAUAAGCGCCAACGUUCCUGAGCAGUUCACUGGUCUGCUUCACGGUUCGUCACCGGUGGUCGACUGUCGGGAAGAAUCUUUCAGGCUGCCGUCUUCUGAUGUGAAGUCCACUGAGGGUGCCAACACUUUGACAUCCGCAGGCUCCGCCCCCUCUUCCCAUCCCACCUCAUCAGCUACCAUGGAAGCCAUUCUUCAGCACAGCGACCCCAAUGCUAUCUACGCCACAGUUCACAAAGAGCCACGGGACUCUCCGAAACGUAACUCGCCGGCUCGCGAUUCAUCGUCGCCGAGGAGGAUGCCUCCGCCAGGUGAUCUCAAGCUAGCUCGUAGUCUUUCAAAAUCAGACUCGGACCUUCUGGUGUCCCCACCCGGUGAGGAAGAGACGGGGUUGGGUGGACGGAGUGAGUCUGUGUCCAACUGCAGCAUCGCCAAGAGGAGGUUGGAAAAAUCGCCUUCGUUCACGUCAGAAUGGGACGAGAAACAGAGGCAUUCUCUCUCUAUUCCAUGGAGACGCCGGCCUACAAAAAAAAUUGAGAAGAUCAUGACUUUAAUUGGAGCGGGCAUCGACUUCUCCAAAGACCAGGAGUGCCCUGCCUCAGGUGGUGCCGGGCGGCUUCUCGAACAGUCUGUUGGUGAUUGGUUGGAGCAUAUAUGCCUUCCGCAGUAUGAGAGUAAGCUGUUGCUCAACGGCUUUGAUGACCUGCGGUUCAUGGGAAAUGAUGUAAUGGAAGAGCAAGAUCUGAGAGAAAUAGGCAUCACAGAUCCAGGACAUCGUAGGAAGAUCCUGAACGCUGCUCGCUCUUUUCCAAAGGUGAAAGCAUUAGGCUGUGACGGCAGCACAUCUCUCGCUUCCUGGUUGGACGUUUUGGGUCUCCAGGAAUAUUUGCACAACUUCCUGUCCAGUGGCUAUCGCACAUUAGACUGUGUGAAGAAUCUUUGGGAGCUAGAGAUUGUUAAUGUGCUAAAGAUCACCUUGUUGGGCCACAGGAAAAGGAUCAUCGCAUCAUUAGCAGAAAGGCCCUAUGAGGAGCCUCCUGUCAAACCACCCCGCCUCUCGCAGAUCAAGUGUCAGGAUCUGAUAUCCCAGACAUCCUCUCCUCUCAGUCAUUCUGACUCAUACACACGCUCUAUGGACCCUCUGUUGGCUGUAGGAGAUUCUGGGAGGAGGAGAGGUCCUGACUCAGACUAUGAUGUGGCCAGCCGACAACGACCCAAUGACAGACCACAACCACAAGAGAGAUACAAGGAUUGUCAACGGGAACCUCGAUUGACCUUGCGACCCCCAAGUCUGGCAGCACCGUGCACCCCGGUCCAGAACUGGCACCACCAGCCAGAGAAGCUCAUCUUCGAAUCAUGCGGUUACGAGGCCAAUUAUCUCGGCUCAAUGCUGAUUAAGGAACUCAGAGGAACAGAGUCAACGCAGGACGCCUGUGCUAAAAUGAGGAGGUCGACCGAGCAGAUGAGGAAGAUCCCCACGAUUGUCCUCUCCAUCACAUACAAGGGUGUGAAAUUCAUUGACGCUGCCAAUAAGAACAUCAUUGCAGAACAUGAGAUCAGGAACAUCUCAUGUGCAGCUCAAGACCCAGAGGACCUCUGCACGUUUGCUUACAUCACUAAAGACCUUCAGAGCAGCCAUCAUUACUGCCAUGUCUUCAGCACCGUAGACGUGAAUCUGACCUAUGAGAUAAUUCUGACGCUCGGACAGGCGUUUGAAGUGGCCUAUCAGCUGGCACUGCAGGCCCAGAGGACCAGACAGCAGCAGAGUGUGGCGGGAGGGGUGGAAAUCAUCGAGACCAAGAGCAGCAGACCCGUCCCCAAACCACGAGGAAGUAUGCGCAAGUCAGGGGUAGAGGCAAUGGAUGUGGACGCACAUGGUCAGAGCAGUACUGAAUGGAUCCUGGACUCCAAAGAUCCAAAACGCACCGUUAGCACCAAGCUUCGACCACAGUGAGGUACUCCUCUUCACCUCCUUCAGUUUGAGCUAAAACUCCUGGACUAUACUAAACAUGUAGCAUGAGAUGAAAAGAAUUGACACCGCCAAGGACAUUGUGACAUUUAGCAUUUUUUGUUGUUGUUUUGUUACAGUCUGACCUCUUCUAAUUUUUCCCAUGGACAGUCAGGACUAAAUGGGAUUUCAUUAUUGUUUUUUAUUUAUUUUUUUACUAUGCACCUCUAAAAUAUGAUCUCACUGUAUUUUAUGUCCAGAUGAGAUGUUAGACAGCUGGUAGAUGCUACCUUAAGUACACUAGAAGAUAAUUGAGUUGGGGAUUGAAUCGCCUCACUAUAAAUUUAAAUUUGCUGCCAAAAUGUAUUUGCGUUUAGCACUGUGAUAUGACGUGUUAUCUUAAGUCUGAGUUAGCACACCAGGCUGGGACUAAAUGUCCGAACCAAAUCAGAAAGAUGUAUCUGAACAGGACACUUGCUCAAUAUGUGUUUGAUGUCAUGGCAUCAUAGUGAACAUAACAUUGAAUUAAUAUUUUAGGCGUUAUCAAGUAAUACUUGCAGAAUGAGCAUUAUAUAAUCAGUGACGUUGUGAACACCGUUUCGCACAAGAUUAUCACGGCACAUCUUCCAGAGAUGUGGCUUCGAAAUGCUGUUUUGUCUUUUAUUUUCCUAGAUUUGAAGAUGGAAAUGUGAUCAGAUUUACAAAUCUUAUCUCUUAUGCUGAUUGCCCAAUCAGAAUCAAGCAUUCCAGAUAGAGGUGUAUUAACAAUAAUAAUAGUCUAAUUAAAGUAUACCCUUUGGCAAUUUAAAAUCAUUAUAUGAUUCAAUGAGAAAAUGUGGUAUUACCAUAUCUAACAUUGAGAGUGCAGAAUCAAAGGUUUGAUAUGAAUAUGUGUAGUAACUUUCAUUGAGUAUACUAGCUUAGCAUGCUAAUCAGUUGGCAUUCUAACUAAAAGUGAACUGAAAACACAAAAGAAAGAAAAGUUUAACAGUUUAAUGCUUCUGUGAUAUCAGGUGAUAUUAAUAGUAGGUGUGCAUACCAAAAUAACACCAGAAACAUUAAUUUAAAAAAUUGGGUAAAAUCUGAUUUAAUAUUUUAUUUAAUGUAUGUAUUAUGAUGUUAAGACUACAUUCAUCAACUAGCAAAGUAGUAUUUGUAAUCAGGCACUAAAGAGAUGACCAGAAAUUUGUUCACCUAAUGGAAUAACUUCAGGCUCAAAAGGGGAUAAGUUUAGCAGGGGGAAAUGAUUUGGCACAACACUGUCUUUCCCUACUAUAUUAUCCAUUUUAAAUUAGCAUGUUUACAUACUCCCACGUUUUAUCUAUUUGUUUUAAUCCCUGUACUGUAUAUGUGUCUCUCCCUGUAGCUGACCAUUGUGUUGGAUGCCAAACAGAAAAAGUUUGGAUGGCAAGACAGCAUGGAUGAAAUAUCACCUUUUUAAUGUGUGUGUUCAUACAGAAAUAUGUAAGUGUCUGAAGACUACUCACACCUGCAGCAAACUCCUUCCAUUCAUCACCUGGUUUUGCCUUUAUACACACAAACAGACACUGGCCAAAGAGAGAGAAACUGUCCUGCCCACUACCCAACUCAUAAGCUAGUUAAACACAGUCCACUAGUUUAAACCUAUCCCUCCAAAAACAUAGCUUUUAUCAGAUUUUUAUCUUCAGAUCAGUUCAAAGACUUAUUUUACAAACACUGGAAAACACUCCACAGUCACUGUAUUUUCUCGCAAUAACAAGAGCCAGUGUUGACCUCAUCUUUCCUUUGAUAUCUUUUGAGCUUUUUAUUUUCAUUGUGAAACGAUGCAGUCUACACACUUGUUUUGUCUGUGAUGGGAGUUUAAACCAAUGGUCUUUCAUCUCACAAAGUGUAAAUGCGUUUAUUUUGUCUGGUAACUUAGAAAAAUAAUACCAGUUUAAGUUAGAAACACUGGUCACAGUUCAGCAAAACACUGAUGAGCGAGUACAGUAUUUUGUAUUCAAUUAAGAUUAAUCCAUCCAUAAGUAGAGAUGUUUAAUUCUGUCAGUAUUUCAAGUCAAGUGACCGACAGGUUUUGGUGAAAUGUUUAUGCUAAAUUAAUUGUAUGUAAGGGCAAGACAAUUCAACCUUAUGAAUUAUGAUUUUGAUUUUAAGGAAAGGUAGAUUACAAAUGUCACAGAAACCAUCUGAAUUCCAAAUUAAUGGGACAUACUAUGUGAUGUAACUUCUUAUGGCACACUACAACAAUAAUUUGCGUUAUGAUGCAUGAGAAUGGUACAGUCCAGAUCCUGGUACUUUUAUUGACACGUAAACGUAUACUGUGAUUUCUAAUACAAAAUUAUAGAUGAGUUAAUGUGACCUUACAAACAACAGUGAGUUGUUUUAUGUGUAGAAGUUCUUAAUCAAACUGUUUGUUUUUCUUUUAUUGAUUAAGAUGCAGAAAGCAGGGUUUGCUAAAAAAAAUAAAAAUAAAUAAAACUAGAAAAGUUCAAAUGUCAAAUUUGUAUAUUCUGACUAGGGGUUGCAUAGACUAGUCAGACACUGUCAGACUGAAGUUGACUAGUCGCUUUCCACCUGAUUUACAAAAUGCAUCUGUAGGAAAUACAACAGGUGGCAGAUUUCCAAGUGUAGGAUGGCAAGGAAAGACUCAUUCAAAUUAAUGAGGGAAGCUCUACCUGAUUUGUUAGGGUUGGCUUUAGGUGUUGGGUUAUAGUUUCUCUGACCAAUCAGGUAGCGCUUUCCUGAAAAUUUUACUGAAUCGUCCAAUCAAUUAUCGCUUUAUUCAUGAAUAUAAGUGACUCUUUUCCUGCCAUUCUACAUUUUGAAACUUGUGAGUGGGUCUGGAGGCUGAUGGCUCUGCACUGAAAUAGCGAAGUGGCCUAAAUGUACUUUGAUAAAGAUUACAUGCUAAAGUAACCUCCAAUAUAUUCAAAGCGGACUUCAAAUAUAGCAGAAAAACUAGUGCCAUGCGUUAUCAUUUAAAAAGGCACCUACUAGCGCUGAUUAGUGAUUUUCAACAUGGUCCGCACAACUUUGUGUAUUUAAAAAUCUACCUUGGUUGCUGUUCGGCAACAAUUAGAAAAGCGUUUCAAGUUGGAGUUCGAUGACAUGAUAGAAUGCGUCCCCAUCCUGCACGCUAGAUCCUGUGUCCGCCCUAAUCAUCUGUACAAGCGGCUGCAAGAGGAGGGGGAACCCCCUGCAGCUACAGGUAGUCUAGGCUGCACAAAAAUAUGUUCAGACACACUUAAGUUAACUUUUAGCUACGUCACAGCUCAAUGUAUUACUACAUAUUGUUGCACAUUUUUAAUAAAAAGGUACUUAUGAGGAGAUAAUAUAAUGGUUGAAGUUUAUUCCAUCCGAUGUGUUCACUUACAAAACAACACUUAGACCGUCGCUUAUAAUUUUCCCCUCAGGUGUGAAACUACAUAUGUACAAACAAAACUUAUAGGACCCCAGGCACACUCUAGCUGGCUAUCUAAUGCCUGAUGACAUGUAGCUACUUUGCAGUUUAACAUAUAACUAGCUAAAACCCAUCCCUUACAAAAAAAUCUAAACUAGCUGCAAAUUUGCUGCUCAUUUUCACAGGCAAAUGAGCUUUCGAUUCGCUGCAAAUGUUUGCCAGAAGUUUGCAGCUCCUUGCCGGUAGUGGUGAACCUCCGCAAACAUUUGGCAACAAUGGACAAUUUGCAGCAAAUUUGCCGCAAAGCUCAUUUGCAUGUGAUAAUGAUCAGUGGCAAAUUUGCCAUGAACUCUCGAUUUUCAUAAGGGAUUACAUUGUAACGAACGUAGAUCUUUCUGUUGUAUACUUCAAUAUUCAAUGGGUAGGGGAGUGGAAUUUCUGGCUUCACAACUAUUUGAAUUCGACUCAACUAGUGGGCUUGGCUAGUCGACUAUUAAAAAUCAGUAGUCGUGCAACCCCUAGUUCUGAUAUGAACAAACUUAUGCUAUGUGUGUAGAUAAUUAAUACGUACAUGUGACAUGUAGAGGGGUAAUAUUCCUGUAAGCAUUCAGCUCUAGUUUACAAGAUUUUUAAGUCUGGUACUUUUAUUUUGAAUUUCCAUUUAAUUUUGAACCCGGUACAUUUAAAAUUAUUACAGUGCUAAAUACAAGCAGAUGCUAAUGCUAGCACCUGUAACAGCAGCAGUGUUUGCACAACUAAUCAAAGUAGGGAAUACAAUGGUGACAUUUCUGAUUAUAUUCAUGGCUAAAUGAUUAAAAUAUAAACAAUAUUGGAUUGUAAAAUAAUCUUGGGUGGUCUGUCUUUUGAUACUUGAAUGAUUCUGCUUUUAUAGAUAUCGCUAUAUAUAUGUAUAUGUAUGUACUGUAUGUAUUUUUCUUUUUUUUUUUCUUUACUUUUUGGUCAUGUAUUUGUCAUAUCUAGAGAGGAGUCUUUUUAAGGCUCAACAUAUCAUAAUGUUUGCAACUGAGCAUGAAACUGACAAUGGUAUCUCUGAGAGACAUUGCCACUGAAUCCAAGAGAACAAUUGUAAAUAAUCUUGGGCUUCCAGUCUUUUUUAUGAUUAUUAUUUUUCAUAAUUGUACAUCUAAUAAAUGAAGAGAUGUUA
This is a messenger RNA of Myxocyprinus asiaticus (Chinese sucker), 8260 nucleotides long. Its product is annotated as ankyrin repeat and SAM domain-containing protein 1A-like. The record is from RefSeq and is a predicted model, not a curated record. Gene Ontology annotation, molecular function: protein binding. Gene Ontology annotation, cellular component: cytosol. The transcript has 28 exons. NCBI's taxonomy places the organism in Eukaryota, Metazoa, Chordata, Actinopteri, Cypriniformes, Catostomidae. Bases 207 to 3722 code for a protein of 1171 amino acids.